AUGGCAUCCCCCACCCAGGCCGCCGACACAAUCGUCUCCAACCUCGAAUCCCUCUCAAAACUCCUCAUAACCACAACCACCCUACAAGACUGGACCUUGCAAACCACCCAAGGCCGCCUCUUCCUCUCCCACCUCACCCUCGACUUCCACAUGGCCUUCAGCACCUUCACCGACACAGAAACAAACAUCUUUCAAUUCUUCGAGAACCAUCGUCAGAAAUUCGCCGAGCAUCCGUGGUUUACCAUCGAGCCGGUUAGUGUGUAUACGGAUAUCGACUUGGGGACGAAUCUGGCCACUGUGUAUUUGAAUAUCUCGGUUGCGGAGACGCCGAACUCGCGCGUCGAUGGGUAUAUGCAGUUUCAGUGGGCGAGAGAGGCAGAUGCAUGGAAAAAUGGCGACGAGGAUCACAGCUUGCAUUGGGCGGGUGGUCCGCCGUGGCGAUGCUACAAGAUUCACAUGAUGAGGGGAACUCCGGCGUUGUUUGGAUGA
Zasmidium cellare ATCC 36951 is the source of this 489-nucleotide messenger RNA. RefSeq lists its product as uncharacterized. The transcript has a single exon. The record is from RefSeq and is a predicted model, not a curated record. NCBI's taxonomy places the organism in Eukaryota, Fungi, Ascomycota, Dothideomycetes, Mycosphaerellales, Mycosphaerellaceae. The coding region runs from base 1 to 489 and encodes 162 amino acids.